AUGAUAGCUCCGGAUACGGGCUCGACAAACGCGGAUCGAGUUAGCGUGAGGAUAUCCAGCGAAAAAGCACCCUUGAUUAACGGGAGAAGUGUCUUUCGUAGACUAGGAAGUUUUUUUGGAAUGGGAAAGUCGUCGAACGCUGAGACGGAUGGGUAUGUUGAGUUUAGCAGCCUCGGGGUUGACAAUACCCGGACACUUGGUACCUUUGCUGGCGUAUUCAGUCCAGUUACUCUGUCUAUGUUCAGUGCCUUAAUAUUUAUACGAAUGGGAUAUAUUGUGGGUAACGCUGGAUUACUUGUAACGUUGACGCAGUUUAUGAUAGCUUAUGGAAUUUUAGUAUUCACGGUAGCAUCUGUGUGUGCUAUUUCGACAAAUGGAGCUGUUGAAGGUGGAGGCGCAUAUUUCAUGAUAAGCCGUACGCUGGGUCCAGAAUUCGGCGGUUCAAUCGGAACAUUAUUUUUCAUGGCAAACAUAGUAUCAAGCGCCCUGUGUAUCACAGGUUGCGCUGAAGGAAUAGUAGAAAAUUUCGGCCCAAACGGAUACUUGGUCGGCUCCGCCUCAGUCUUCCCAGACAGUCCUUGGUGGCGAUUUCUCUACUGCACCGUCUUGAACACAGCAAACCUGUUAGUGUGCCUGAUCGGCGCUUCAAUGUUCGCUAAAACCAGCGUUGCGAUUUUCGCGACAGUCUGCAUCUGCCUGGGCAGUGUGUUCCUCAGUUUCCUGACCCAGGAGCCCAUGGAUGUUCCGAUUCCGGACGCAAACACUCUCGUCAAAAACAUAACCGAGCAGUUAAACGCGUCUUAUACCGGCCUGCGAGCAACAACCUUGCAAGGAAACUUGUACUCAAAUUACACCGCCGACUACUCGAGCGAUGGAAGGAUGUCAGACUUUGCCAGUGUCUUCGGUGUCCUCUUCAGCGGCGUGACCGGAAUAAUGGCCGGUGCAAACAUGUCUGGAGAGCUGAAGAACCCAAGCGUGAACAUUCCUCGGGGGACUUUGUCAGCGGUUUUGUUCACAUUCAUCUGCUACAUCGUUCUUUCAAUCCUCACCGCAGCGACGUCAAGCAGAUUUCUUCUGCAGAACAAUUUCAUCUACAUGAUGCCCAUAAAUCUUUGGCCACCAUUUGUUGCCGUCGGCAUACUAACAGCAACAUUCAGCGCCAGUCUCAGCAAUUUAAUCGGCUCCAGUCGCGUAUUGGAAGCUCUCGCCAAAGACAAUAUCUUCGGAUCCGGUCUGAACUUCAUUUGCCGAGGAACCUGGAAAGGCAACCCCAUAGCUGCCGUCUUUACCUCUUGGUGUCUCGUGCAAAUAAUCCUGCUGAUCGGAUCCCUCAAUACUAUCGCACAAAUAAACUCCGUACUGUUUUUGCUGAGUUACUUAGCGACGAAUCUCGCCUGCUUGGGUCUUGAAUUGGCCAGCGCGCCCAACUUCAGGCCAACAUUCAAUUACUUCACCUGGCAUACCGCUACAAUUGGUUUGCUGGGUACACUGGUAAUGAUGUUCGUCAUAAACAGUAUUUACGCUUCAAUAAGUAUUAUAGUCUGUUUAAUUUUAAUAAUCGUGUUACAUUUGUUUUCCCCGAGCAAAAAUGCAGCCUGGGGCAGUAUUUCCCAGGCUUUGAUAUUCCACCAAGUGAGAAAGUACCUGUUGAUGCUGGACUCGCGCAAAGAUCAUGUUAAAUUUUGGCGACCGCAGAUGUUGCUAAUGGUCGCGUCUCCAAGAUCGGCAUGUCCGCUGAUAGACUUUAUAAAUGAUUUGAAGAAAGGCGGGCUGUUUGUUAUAGGACAUGUUAAAGUUGGAGACUUUAAUCAGACUGGACAAAAAUUGGACCCGACUUUGGACGAGUACCCGCAGUGGCUGAGUCUUGUUGAUCACCUGAAAGUAAAAGCUUUCGUUGAAAUGACAAUCACCAAGACUGUGAGAGAAGGCUUGCAGCAUUUGAUUCGUAUCUCGGGGAUGGGUGCUAUGAAACCAAAUACUAUUAUUCUAGGAUUUUACGAUGACGAAAUGCCUAGAGAUUUUUUCCACGAGUCAAAGUACGCGACUGCUAUGUUCGAUGACAAUAGCGGGAUAAAUGGAGGAGGUAUGAUUUUCCCGUUGAGACAAAACGAAGGAAAAAUUGUCGAUGCGCAUCAGUACGUAGGAAUGUGUAUUGAUGUGCUGAGGAUGAAGAAGAAUUUGUGUCUCUGCAGGCAUUUUUCGACUCUUGAUAAAAUGUCGAUAAACAAAAAUUCUAAUGUUGAAUUUGUAGACGUGUGGCCGGUUAACUUUUUCCAGCCGAGUGACCAAGAUCCCUUUGAUACAACCUCGCUGUUUAUGCUGCAGUUGGCUUGUAUUAUAAACAUGGUGCGUGGGUGGAGCAAUUUGAAGUUAAGAGUCUUUUACUGCGAAAUGUCAGACAACUCCGCGAGCUUGAGCAUCACUGAGUCCCAGGGCUCAACUAGCAUUGAGUUUCCUCGCGCGUCUACGGAAUAUCGUCUGAAGAAGUUGUUGAAUAUGCUGAGAAUAAGCGCGACGAUACAGAAAAUUCCUGGACUGGGAGCUCAAUUUUCUGGGUUGAAGGGAAGACCUAUCAUCGAGACGGGAAGUUUUGAUUCUCAAGAUACGCCGCAGGAGUUGAGUAACUUGGCCAGGACUUAUAUUCUGAGUGUUAAUCAACUGGUUCGGGAUAGUUCUGCUAAAACAGCUGCUACUUUUCUGUAUCUUCCUCAACCACCGGUUACUAAUAACUGGAAUCAAGAUGAAUUGUACAAACAGUAUCUACAAAUUCUUACUGAACUGACGGCUGAUUUACCGCCUACUAUUCUUGUUCAUGGGCUUAAUGCAGUAACAUCAACUACUUUAUAA
Molecule: messenger RNA, 2847 nt
Organism: Cotesia congregata
Lineage: Eukaryota; Metazoa; Arthropoda; Insecta; Hymenoptera; Braconidae
Source: the annotation of a GenBank genome assembly